This is a messenger RNA of Mugil cephalus (flathead mullet), 2264 nucleotides long. RefSeq lists its product as uncharacterized. The transcript is spliced from 8 exons. NCBI's taxonomy places the organism in Eukaryota, Metazoa, Chordata, Actinopteri, Mugiliformes, Mugilidae. The record is from RefSeq and is a predicted model, not a curated record. The coding region runs from base 134 to 925 and encodes 263 amino acids.
AACUUGAAACUCCAGGAAACACUGCAGACCAGUAAACGCCUCUCUGCGUGUGUCCUAUUAGUUUCACUUUACUUUCAGUUUCGUCCAGGUUGUGGCGCAGUUAUUUUUCUCCGCGUUUUCCUCCAUCUGAAGGAUGGAGAAUAAACUCAGCAACAUGGUUGACUGUAAUGAGCUGUACCAGAAACCAUAUUCAUACAUACGACCUUUUAAUAGGAUCAGAGGGCAGAAGGAAGAACCAGACUCUGCUGGAUCUGAUCUUGAUCUGCCUGAACCCACAGAGAAGAGGUCACUAACAGAAGAACAGUCGUCCAUGUUUACACGUGCACCACAUGGAGUCUGGACCCAUCCCUCAGUUAUAAGGGAGCAGAAGAAAGGAUCAGAAUUUGAUGAAGUUAAACAUCAACUCCUACGUGGAUCUGAAGAGGAAGGAUCAUCUGACUGUGAAAGUGUAUUCAGCUGUGUGUCCUUCAAGAGUGAUCGGUCAAUGCCUCAUUUCAUAGAUUUUAAAGAUUCCCGCCCCUCAGCUCCAAAGAGGAUGGAGAAUAAACUCAGCAACAUGGUUGACUUGAUGAAGGAACGUGAGGAUGCAAUGAUGGCGCAUAUGAAACCAAAAAGAGACCUGGAGGAUGAAGGAUCAGACUCCACUGAAUCUGAACAUGAACCAAGUGAUGAACCAUCAUCUCAUUCUGAUAGUGAUGAUAAAUCCAGCUGUGUGUCGUUCAACAGUGAUCGGUUAUUGAAUCACAUCACAGAUUUUAAAGGUUCACGACCCUCAGCUCUAAAGAGAAAAAGAAACCUGGAGGAGGAACGAUCAGACUCUAUUGAACCUGGACAUGAACCAUCAUCUCAUUAUGAUAGUGAUGGUAAAUCCAGCUGUGAGUCCUUCAAGAGUGAUGAUUCAAUGAAUCGUCCCAUAUAUUUUUAGGAUUCCCGACCCUCAGCUCUAAAGAGAAAACGACUGGAGGAGGAAGGAUCAGACUGAUCAACCUGAACCUAGAGAGGAACCAUCAUGUGAUUCUGAAUAUGACACUGAAUAAAUGAACCCUGGUGACUACACAGCUGACAAAAUGAUCAGUAUUGUGUGCAAAUUAAAAUAGCAAGUUAUUAUCACUUUAAAGUUGGUAACUGCACAGUAUGUACUUUACAUUAUAGGUCUCAUACAAUAAUGUGUUUUUAUUUUUCCAGCAGCCUGACUCUCUAAGUGUUGUUAGUUAUGACUUUGUGAGACUUUCUGGUUGAUUAGCACAGGUCAACAUGUGAAUAUACAUGUAAUAAAAUUAAGUCCAGACAGUUUUGGAAUAUAUAUAGUAUUCUAAUCCAAAGUAGAAAAAGGUUUAUGUGUUUUUCAGCUGCUCUUUAAUGGUUUUCUAUGCAGGUUCUCCUCUUAUUGUCCUUUUACUGUUGAUGCUACAAUAAUUACAGUUAAUCUAUAUAUGAAUCUAGCUUUAGUGAGACAAAUGAUUUAUAGCAUAUUAUUACUUUAUGUUAAUGACAGAGAUAAAUAUCCUUUAACUAAGGUGGGGACGAGUAUUUCUUUGAUGUAUAUGAAAGUUACUGUUUUACAGGCCUCAGUGGUCGACACGUUCAUUCUCUUGGAUGUUCUGGUGAUAUUGAUAUUUCUGAGUCUCUUUGCUUCAGUCUCCUGGUUCUUUUUUCAGUUACAUUCCAUUUUUAUAGUAUAAUGUUGUUGUUUUUUUACUACAUUUUUACAGUGUGUGAUUUGGGUCAGUCUGGUUGGUUUAUAUCAGGGGUAAACAAAGGUCUGAAUCUUAUAAUGUCACUUGAAAUAGUUUGACCUGAUGUAAAUAAGAUCAACAACGUACGUACAUGUCUAUGUCAUGUUAAUUUCAAGUGUUUUCAAAGUAACAGCCUCUAAACUUUUAACAGACCAAUACGUCUGAACUCGAGUGGAAAACAAUACUGUAGUUGUCUUUACUACAUUUCCAGUGACAGACAACAGAGUCUGAAUUUCUUCUGAAUAACAUAAAAAGUGCAAACACAGCUUUGACCAGCCUGAACUUAUUAUUCAAAAUAAAAGUGCAUCUUUAAGAAAAAAUGGAAACAAGAGACCUUUGAGCUUUGAGCAGAGCCUUGUUAAUAUCUGCUCUAUAUGUUAGUAAAACUUCCGUUGUUGUUUAUGUGCUUAUUUUUUAAAUAAUCCUUAUAGCAUUAUUUUAUUCCUUGUUACAGCUGCACAGAUGAAUGUACCUCACCACACAUCUUCUCUCCAUGUGUGCAGGAAAUAAAGAUGAACUGUGAAAUUA